AUGGCCUUGGACAAUAAUUCCCAGGUUGACUGGCAACUCUUUUCAUGUCAUGUCUGCAUAUUGUAUGAAAUGAGAAACACUAUGAACAAUCGCUCGUGCCUCUGGACAGCUGCUCGUCGAUCUUGUGUAGGUCCUAUUGAUGAACUGGAAGAGGAAGAGGAAUUUCUGCAUCUUGCACCUAAUUAUGCAUGUAGAACACUAAAAUUGACUAUAAGAAGAGAUGUCACUUUCAUUGUAAAGUCUAAUGAGGAAGAGGAUGGAAAUCUGGGACCCAAAUAUGCUGACGUGGGAUCUGGGACCACUACCAUUGCGUAG
This is a messenger RNA of Dovyalis caffra, 315 nucleotides long. The record is from the annotation of a GenBank genome assembly. Lineage: Eukaryota; Viridiplantae; Streptophyta; Magnoliopsida; Malpighiales; Salicaceae.